Messenger RNA from Cuscuta europaea, 1090 nucleotides. Lineage: Eukaryota; Viridiplantae; Streptophyta; Magnoliopsida; Solanales; Convolvulaceae. The record is from the annotation of a GenBank genome assembly.
GUAAAGCUUGAGUGCAAGUAUUAGCUACAAUAUAAACAAAUAUUGAAUACCCAUUCGGUUUUUGUGAAAAAACCGAAUAACCGGACCGAAAAUUCGGUGUCCGAAAAAUUGGGUCCCAACUUAGAUCGGUUCGGUUUUGGGUUAUAGAAUAUACGAAACCGAAAGAUCGGUUCGGUUCGGAUAUUUCCUAUUUCGGUUCGGUUCCCGAACCGAAUCCAGCCCUAGUUCUCACUUCUCCCCAUUUGUUCUCAGAUUCUGCAAUUUUCAAGGGCCUCCGACAGGAUGGAGAAUCAUAUAUUGACAUACCUGAAGAAUUCCUCGUGCCUUGGAUUUCUGAUCCAGUUACUUCUAUUGUCCAGAGUACAUAUCCCAAUUUCUUAGAACAAUGCACAUCACCAUCAUAUUUAAUGUCAAGAGCAAUACUUGCGCCAACAGUUGACGAGGUGGACAAGGUUAAUGAUUACAUGCUCGCACAACUACCAUCAGAGAUGAAGACAUAUUUCAGCUCCGAUUCUGCAUCAUUAUCUGAUUCUGAUAGUAGUUUGUUGCAAGAGAUCCAUUCUCCAGAAUUCCUUUAUGGAAUCAAAUGUUCCGGAGUACCUAGCCAUGAGCUCAAAUUAAAAGUGGGUGCCCCUGUGAUGCUUAUGAGGAAUCUUGAUCAAUCAUUGGGUUUGUGUAAUGGCACUCGACUUUUAGUGACCCGACUUGGAAAGCAUGUUAUUGAGGCCCAAAUGUUGUCAGGGCCAACUGCCGGCCAAAAACAUUUCAUUCCCCGUCUUACCUUGACUCCUUCUGAUGUCAGACUGCCAUUCACCUUUCAGCGCAGACAAUUCCCUCUGAUGGUUAGUUAUGCUAUGACUAUAAAUAAGAGUCAGGGCCAGUCAUUGGAAAAUGUGGGGAUAUUCUUACGGCGACCGGUUUUCACCCAUGGGCAGCUUUAUGUUGCUGUAUCAAGAGUCACGAGUCCAGCUGGUUUGAAGUUUUUGAUAUGUGACGAUAAUGGUAGACCGACAAACUCCACAUUAAAUGUUGUGUACAAAGAGGUCUUUACCAAUUUGUAAUAUUACUUUUUGUCUUGAAUAAAAUUGAG